AUGCAAUGUGACUUGCAUCAGGAGCCACGAGAGCAGGCCGCGCAGGCAUUUGAGAACUAUCACAGCGAGAACUUCUUCCUGACUCAGCCCUCUGCAGGGCUUCAGAAGGUGAAGGAGAGCUUCCUGCCUUUCUGGGUGACGACAGCGACUGCCCAGGUGGUGCUGAAGGGGGCGCAGCUGGGCUAUGACGCGUGGGUGUCGGUGUACAACCCGGCCACCAGGCGCUUUGAGCAGCAGCUGCGCACCACCUGGCGCCAGGUCAGGCUGCAGCAGAGCUGGGAGCGCUCCUACAGCGCCUCCGAGGAGGGCAUGCAGGUGUACGCGAGCUACAAGUAUCCGCGCGCAGAGGUGCAGCGGCUGCGGCCGGGCCGCACAGUGACGCAGGCCACGGAGUUCACGCCGCGCAUGCUGACGUCCGCGGCCACCGGAGAGACGCGGCGCGUGGGGCCCUUCCACAUGAAGCCCGGCACUGCCCUCAGGUUUGUGUCGGAGUGGAUGCGGUGCCAGGAGGGGAACGCGGCAGAGGACCUGUUGCGCAGCAGCUUUGACUGCGACAGGGUGGCGGGCGUCGACAUGGACUUCAGCAUCACGGCCAUGCGCUCCUCGCCGCUCUACGUGCCCGCCUACAUCUUCCGCUCGCAGCACUUUGGCACCAAGAUGCGCACCUUUGUGUCAGGGGUGAACAGCGAGCAGGUGGCGGGGGCGCGCGCGUACGACGAGGGGAAGAUAGCAGUGCUGGCGGGUCUGGCGGCUGGCGCGGGGAUGGCGCUGUCGCAGGGGCUGGCCGUGCUGGCAUCCGCGCAGGCGCUGAUCUGGGGCGUUGCCCUGCCCAUGAGCCUGGCCGGCGUCGCUACACAUUACCUCACCUGGCUGCGCGCGCGUUGGGCCGCCUUCUGGCAGCAGUCUGAGGAGACCAGGGAUGCGGAGGGCAACAGGGCAGGGGCGUGGGACGCGGAGUGGGUGCAUGCAUACUCGCGCUACGAAGAGGAGCGGCGGCGCAUGGACGAGCAAGAGAACGCCGAGUGGUUUGGCAGCUCUGCGCAGCAGGGCAGCGCUGGCGAUCGCCUCGGCUACUACCAGCUCAUGGGCCUGGAGGCCGGCUGCAGCAAGCAGGAGAUCCAGGCGGCAUUUAGGGGGCUGGCUAUGAAGUGGCACCCGGACAAGGUGGAGGACAAGGACAAGGAAGCCGCGUCCAGGAGGUUCCAGAAGCUGAAUGAGGCUUACAGCAUUCUCAGAGACCCUGCGAAGCGCAGACAGUAUGAUGGCAGAUGA
This is a messenger RNA of Coccomyxa subellipsoidea C-169, 1272 nucleotides long. Its product is annotated as DnaJ-domain-containing protein. Lineage: Eukaryota; Viridiplantae; Chlorophyta; Trebouxiophyceae; Coccomyxaceae. The coding region runs from base 1 to 1272 and encodes 423 amino acids. The transcript has 7 exons. The record is from RefSeq and is a predicted model, not a curated record.